AUGUCAGGAAGAACCAGAGGCAGAGCUUCUCGUCGCUCUCCAGGUCCAAGCAGCUCCAGAAAUCGAACUUUAGCUGGGCCAGACAGGGCUAAAGAUACCUUCAACACCAAGAUGGAUAUUGAUCCAGACAUGCUAAGCGAUCACAAAAUUCAGGAUUCCCUAUUGAGCUCUAACAGUAGAUUCUCUGACUAUCGCGGCAUUUUCAACUGGUGCAUCAUCAUGCUGAUGCUUACUAAUUUGCACAUGUUCCUGGAUAACUACAUAGAGUAUGGCCUCAGGGUGGAUCUUGGUCAGGUGUUUUACCAUUUCCUGAAGGACCCCUAUAGCUGGCCGGCCACCUACCUGAUUCUUGCUUCCAACGUGUUUGUGGUGGCCGCUCUGUUCUUCGAGAGAUGGCAGGAAUGGGACUAUAUAACUGAGGCAACAGGAAAAGUUCUAGAGAUUGGAAAUCUGGCUGCUAUGUUGCUUUUUCCUGCAGCAGUAAUACUGCACGAGUCAACCUCCUUAUCUGUUGGUGGAUCAAUGCUGGCUCUCCUAGUUUACACCGUCACUGCACUCAAGAUCUAUUCCUACCAUGAGGUCAACAGCUGGUUUCGUCAGGGGAUACAAACCAGUUCAGUUACUGGGGUAAAAAAUGAAUCCGAGAAGGAAUGGGUGACGUAUCCAAACAACUUAACAACAGGAGAUCUCUAUUACUUCUUGCUGGCACCCACUCUGUGCUACCAGCUCAACUUCCCUCGCAAUGUAAUCAUUCGCAAAUGGUUUGUGGCCCGUAGGGCCCUGGAAAUUGCUCCAAAUAAUUUUAUUUGGAUCAUCUUGUUCUACUGGUUCUGUCACUCUGUCCUCAACUUCAUGGGCGAGUUGCUAAAGUUUGGAGACCGGGAGUUCUAUGCAGACUGGUGGUAA
Molecule: messenger RNA, 906 nt
Organism: Acipenser ruthenus (sterlet)
Lineage: Eukaryota; Metazoa; Chordata; Actinopteri; Acipenseriformes; Acipenseridae
Product: diacylglycerol O-acyltransferase 1-like
Exons: 10
Coding region: 1-906 (301 amino acids)
Biological process (GO): triglyceride biosynthetic process
Cellular component (GO): endoplasmic reticulum membrane
Molecular function (GO): diacylglycerol O-acyltransferase activity
Source: RefSeq, a predicted model, not a curated record